AGCGCAUUGUCCUCUGAUUGGUGCGAUGCGCUGCGCUGCGCGUGAGUUCCCACGCAUGUGCAGAGCGUGCGGAAAUAUGGCGUCCUCCAGUGAGAGCUCCGAGAACAGCGAAAGUUUCCUGAGAAAGCGACGUGGCGAUGCGCUUGUUUCAGACAGUCUUUCACACGACAGCUGCAGCGAGACAGUGCAAGACGAGGACUCGACCAAAUAUGACAAGAAAGUGGGCGUAUCGUUACAAACCGGGACCUACUGGCUCACACGCAUCGUGCUGCUGCGAGCCAUUGCUUUCAUCUACUUUGUGGCUUUCACUGUCGCUUACAACCAGAACACACAGCUCAUUGGAGAGAAAGGGCUCAUGCCUUGCAAGGACUACUUGAGGAGCGUCAAGCGUUAUGUGGGUGGCAAGAUUGGCUUUGCGGCCCUGGCGUACACUCCUUCAGUCCUCUGGUUUAUGGACUGGAAUGACAUGGAUGCCAACCUGGAUGGCAUUGCUCUGGCGGGAAUGGCUCUGUCAGGGUUUGUUUUAAUCAUGGGAAGUGCCAAUAUGAUCAUUAUGGGAGGACUUUGGAUCCUGUAUCACUCUAUUGUGAAUGUCGGACAGCUUUGGAGCGUCAAGCGUUAUGUGGGUGGCAAGAUUGGCUUUGCGGCCCUGGCGUACACUCCUUCAGUCCUCUGGUUUAUGGACUGGAAUGACAUGGAUGCCAACCUGGAUGGCAUUGCUCUGGCGGGAAUGACUCUGUCAGGGUUUGUUUUAAUCAUGGGAAGUGCCAAUAUGAUCAUUAUGGGAGGACUUUGGAUCCUGUAUCACUCUAUUGUGAAUGUCGGACAGCUUUGCUUUUCAGGUACUCCUUUGGGUUUGAUCAAGAUCAGAGGUGACCGCUGUUGGAGGGAGCUCACCUGCAUGGACUACCAUUACGAGACCCAGCCGGUGCCGAACCCCAUGUCCUACUACAUGCAUCACUCGCCGUGGUGGUUUCAUCGCUUCGAGACUCUCAGCAAUCACUUCAUCGAGCUCGUGGUGCCCUUCUUCACCUUCAUGGGCCGGCGGAUGUGCAUGCUGAACGGAGUCCUGCAGAUCCUCUUCCAGGUUGUUCUGGUCAUUAGUGGGAAUCUGAGUUUUCUGAACUGGUUGACUAUAGUUCCCAGUCUGGCUUGUUUCGAUGACGCUGCUUUGGUGUUUCUGUUCCGCCGCUCUGGACGAGCCAGACAGACUUUGCUGCAGAUUCAGACAGAGGAGGCUUCAGGACUCAAACCUCCGUCCUCGAAAGGUAUGUUGAUCAGGCGUGUGCUGAAUGCGUCUCUGGGGAUUCUGAUAGCGUAUCUGAGCGUCCCGGUCGUGAUGAACCUGCUGAGCUCCAGACAGAUGAUGAACACCUCGUUUGAUCCCCUGCGGAUCGUCAACACGUACGGAGCCUUUGGCAGUGUCACUAAGGAGCGGACGGAGGUGGUGUUUCAGGGCACGCUGAGCGUCAAUCACACUGGAGAGGAGGUUAUAUGGGAGGAGUAUGAGUUCCUGUGUAAACCUGGAGCUCUGGACCGAAGGCCGUGCCUCAUCUCGCCGUAUCACUACCGGCUGGACUGGCUCAUGUGGUUCGCUGCGUUUCAGGUUAAACAGGGAGAGGAGACGCUCUGUAUUUUCCAGAAAAUGGUCCCAAUUGCUUUGCGUGUGCUGAAUGCGUCUCUGGGGAUUCUGAUAGCGUAUCUGAGCGUCCCGGUCGUGAUGAACCUGCUGAGCUCCAGACAGAUGAUGAACACCUCGUUUGAUCCCCUGCGGAUCGUCAACACGUACGGAGCCUUUGGCAGUGUCACUAAGGAGCGGACGGAGGUGGUGUUUCAGGGCACGCUGAGCGUCAAUCACACUGGAGAGGAGGUUAUAUGGGAGGAGUAUGAGUUCCUGUGUAAACCUGGAGCUCUGGACCGAAGGCCGUGCCUCAUCUCGCCGUAUCACUACCGGCUGGACUGGCUCAUGUGGUUCGCUGCGUUUCAGUGUGGUUUCAGGUGGAUACAAGGAGAGCAUUUCCGCUAUAAAUUCACGCGGCCGGGCAGCAGCAGUGCGGCUCAGGGGAAAUGGUGGGUCCGGAAGCGCAUCGGCCCUUUCUUCCCCCCCGUUAACCUGGACAGCCUGAGGAGCUACUUCCAGUCCAGGAGCUGGCCUCUGCCCGGCUCUUACUAAGCCUCGGCCACAGACAGCCACUUUGUCUUUUUUUGUAUGUCACAGACUGAAGUAUAUCCUAUCUGAACUGUGCCAAAGACGAUCUGUUACAAAAGAGAUUUGUGAAGGCAACUCUUCUGUGUCUCUGAGGAGCAGAGCAUGUGUUGAAUCGAGGGCUGUUUCAAGCCUGCCAACAAUAACAAACACCGUUUCUGCUAUUAUGUGAUUUUGAGUACAAUCAAGCGUUACAAUCACAAUGCAGUUGCUGUUGAAUAUGAAAAAAGGCUAAUCGGCUAAUUUUUUUUUUUUUAAAUACAGAUUUUUUUUUUUUCUAAUAACCUUCUG
This is a messenger RNA of Sinocyclocheilus grahami, 2497 nucleotides long. RefSeq names its product lipase maturation factor 1 (gene lmf1). Gene Ontology annotation, biological process: protein maturation. The record is from RefSeq and is a predicted model, not a curated record. Gene Ontology annotation, cellular component: endoplasmic reticulum membrane. NCBI's taxonomy places the organism in Eukaryota, Metazoa, Chordata, Actinopteri, Cypriniformes, Cyprinidae. The transcript has 13 exons. Bases 26 to 2173 code for a protein of 715 amino acids.